AUGUCGAUAACGAGAAUUGUUGGAAAUAAUUUUCUUAACGUUUUCAGAAGAACUAUUACAACUUCCGGUUUUUGUAGAACAGAAGAUAAAGAAUCAGAAACGGAAGAAAAAAAACUUAACCCAAAAGAUAGAUCUAAAGUAAUAAGCGUUGAAACUAGUAUAGCAUAUUUAAAAAGUGAUGCUUAUGGUGAAGAUUUUGUAUGGAAGCAUUACAGAAGAAAUUUCAAAGGACACUUACCGCCUCGUACUAGAAAAACAUGUAUUAGAAAAAAUGUAAUAUCAACCGGAAGUCCUUGUCCUAUAUGCAGGGAUGAAUAUUUGGUGGUCGAUUAUCAAAAUAUUGAAUUACUAAAACAUUUUAUUUCACCUGAUAAUGGAACAAUAUUUGAAUCUAAAAAAACUGGAGUUUGCCAAGUUCAACACUACAAAAUUAAAUUAGCAAUUUUAAAAGCUCAAAAUUAUGGUUUAUUAAGUUAUGAAGUUCCCUUUAGAAAAUAUGAUUAUGAUUAUUAUCAAGAUACAAUUAGUGAAUCGGCAAACAAUUAA
This is a messenger RNA of Pediculus humanus corporis (human body louse), 546 nucleotides long. Its product is annotated as mitochondrial 28S ribosomal protein S18B, putative. The coding region runs from base 1 to 546 and encodes 181 amino acids. Gene Ontology annotation, cellular component: mitochondrion; ribosome. The record is from RefSeq and is a predicted model, not a curated record. The transcript is spliced from 5 exons. Lineage: Eukaryota; Metazoa; Arthropoda; Insecta; Psocodea; Pediculidae. Gene Ontology annotation, biological process: mitochondrial translation. Gene Ontology annotation, molecular function: structural constituent of ribosome.